AUGUUUGACGGAUUCCUAGAUGAUUUGAAACGCAUGAAUAAACGACAAUUUCUCUAUCAAGUAUUGAGCUUUGGAAUGAUCGUUUCAUCUGCAUUAAUGAUAUGGAAAGGUUUGAUGGUUUUUACUGGUAGCGAGAGUCCAAUUGUUGUUGUUUUAAGUGGUAGUAUGGAACCAGCCUUUCAUCGAGGUGAUCUAUUGUUCCUAACAAACUAUGAAGAAGAACCAGUCAGAGUUGGUGAAAUAGUUGUAUUUAAAAUUGAAGGACGUGAUAUUCCUAUUGUGCACAGGGUUUUAAAACUACACGAGAAAAAUAAUGGCACAAUUAAGUUUUUGACCAAAGGUGACAACAAUAGUGUAGAUGAUAGAGGAUUGUAUGCUCCUGGCCAACAGUGGCUAGAAAAAUCCGAUAUGGUAGGCAGAGCUAGAGGAUUUUUACCAUAUGUUGGAAUGGUUACAAUUUUAAUGAACGAGUAUCCUAAAGUCAAAUUUGCUGUCUUAGCAUGUCUUGGACUUUAUGUACUUGUUCAUCGUGAAUAA
Molecule: messenger RNA, 537 nt
Organism: Macrosiphum euphorbiae (potato aphid)
Lineage: Eukaryota; Metazoa; Arthropoda; Insecta; Hemiptera; Aphididae
Source: the annotation of a GenBank genome assembly